UCUCAAGUUCCGCGUCUGGAAGGUGGGUCCCACGCGGGGUCAACAUGAGGAUCGAGAAGUGUUAUUUCUGCUCCGGGCCGAUCUAUCCCGGCCACGGCAUGAUGUUCGUCCGCAACGACUGCAAGGUGUUCCGAUUCUGCAAAUCCAAGUGUCAUAAAAACUUUAAGAAGAAGAGAAACCCACGCAAGGUCAGGUGGACUAAAGCCUUCCGGAAAGCAGCUGGCAAAGAACUCACGGUGGACAAUUCAUUUGAAUUUGAAAAACGUCGAAAUGAGCCUGUGAAAUACCAGCGGGAGCUGUGGAAUAAAACUAUUGAUGCAAUGAAGAGAGUUGAAGAGAUCAAACAGAAGCGCCAGGCUAAAUUUAUAAUGAACAGGUUGAAGAAAAACAAAGAGCUUCAGAAGGUUCAGGACAUCAAAGAGGUCAAGCAGAACAUCCAUCUUAUCCGGGCUCCUCUUGCAGGCAAAGGAAAGCAGCUGGAAGAAAAAAUGGUCCAGCAGUUACAGGAGGACGUGGACAUGGAGGAAGCUUCCUAAUGGUGCUGCCUGCAACCAGCCCUGUGCACACUGAAGUAAAGUGGAGACUCUCGGCCACUAAGUUAUUGAUUAGUUCCAUAAGGUCCCCCAGACAAGGGUGAUUCAUUGUCCUUCCCUGUUAAACAUUGCAGCCUGUAAAAGCUUCCCCUAGUGGGUGUUAGGUCUCAGCUCCGCGUUCUGCUUCACUGUGUUAUACUCUCACAAUCUCACAAACAGGAAAGUUUGUGUGUGGAUGAAGACAUGAACUGUGGCAUAACAUGGUUGAGCCAACCAUCUUCCAGUGUGAGAUUUGAAAUGAUGUGAUAUUUUCCUUGCAUUGGGAUAGUCUGUUUAUUAGGGUUAUUGAAAUGGAGGGCACACAAGGAACUGACUGUUGUUAUGUCUACCUGAGUCUCUUUUGUUUUGUGGUCUAGUAUGUUUUGUAACUUCUUAGAGUUGCACAAUGGCAACAUACAACACAGAUGAAUUAUGUUGGGCCGUCUGACCUGCCUCAGCCAUUCUAGUAGGCAGUUGUGAGGCUGGAGGUAGGCUGGGUUGAUGGACUUUGCCUGAAUGGCAUUGUGCUAUUUUUGCUUUGGAGAAUGAUCAGUUCCAGGUUGUGACAUCUGUCCAAAAGAUUGUCCUCUCCUUCCAGCCCAGCAGUGAUCUAGAAGCAGAACAACCUUGGUGCCUUUCAAAGUUUAGUGUGUUCUUUUCUUUUUUUUGUGGGGGGGUGGGCACAGAAUCUCUUUGUGUAGCUCUGGCUAUCCUGAAACUCACUCUGUAGACCAGGUUGCCUGGAACUCACAAAGAUAAACCUGCUCCUGCCUUCCAAGUUUUGGGAUUAAAGCUGUGCACCAUCAUAUCCAGCAUUUUUUAUUUUUUUAUUUUUUAAAUCUUACAAAAACAACCCAAAAGAAACUGGCUUUUGGAAAGUAGAAAUUAUGGAUAGAAUGUUAACUAUUAUUUGUACAUAAAUAAAGCCCUUUCUAAAGUAAA
Grammomys surdaster is the source of this 1514-nucleotide messenger RNA. It is a transcript of the gene Rsl24d1, whose product is annotated as ribosomal L24 domain containing 1. The transcript is spliced from 6 exons. Gene Ontology annotation, molecular function: structural constituent of ribosome. Gene Ontology annotation, biological process: translation; ribosomal large subunit biogenesis. Gene Ontology annotation, cellular component: nucleolus; ribosome. Lineage: Eukaryota; Metazoa; Chordata; Mammalia; Rodentia; Muridae. The coding region runs from base 45 to 536 and encodes 163 amino acids. The record is from RefSeq and is a predicted model, not a curated record.